Molecule: messenger RNA, 2034 nt
Organism: Cryptomeria japonica (Japanese cedar)
Lineage: Eukaryota; Viridiplantae; Streptophyta; Pinopsida; Cupressales; Cupressaceae
Product: pentatricopeptide repeat-containing protein At2g17670
Exons: 1
Coding region: 226-1941 (571 amino acids)
Molecular function (GO): protein binding
Source: RefSeq, a predicted model, not a curated record
UUUUGAUCGUUCUAAAACCCUCCUUUACUGAAAACUCUAUUGCUCUCGAAAGCCGAUGAUGGUUCACUGGUUGAAGUUUAUUUGACGCUUCUGUCUGGUACCUGCGACAAAGAACCCAGCCAUAUUUUGCCAUGCACUACUCAAUGAGGUUGGUUACAAUGUUUGCUUUCUUUGCAUAAAAUAUGGUAGACAGAUUAGAAGAAAAUUAAGGGAAAAAAUAAUUGAAUGAUGAGGAUUAGCUUUCCACGCCCGGCAAAACUCCAACUUUGUGACUUCAAUAGAGUUUUUCAAGCGUCUUUUGCUGUAUUUGCACAGACCUAUUCCCCUGUUUCGGAUUCAGAUGAAAUAGAAGAACCAGAACUCAAUCACACACAUGGAAAAGCUGCACAUAUAGACACGAUUCAAGAUGUAGAGGGCACACGGGAAUCAAAAUACAAAUACCCACAUGGAAAAACCUCACAUAAAGGAAUGUAUAAGGAUUCAGAAAACGCAGGGGAAUCUAAACUCAAAUGCCCACAUAGAAAAACGUCACUUAAAGACAUUAGACAGGAUUCAAAGGACAGAAGGGAAUCAAAGCCCAAAUACCCGCACAGAAAAAAUUCUUCACAGGACAGGAGGGAAUCAAAGCCCAAAUACCCACAUCAUGAAAAAUCUGAACAUAAAGACAUGAUUACGGAUUCAAAGGACACAAGGGAAUCCAAAACCAGAUACCCAUAUGGGAAUACCAAACAUAAAGAUAUGAUUCAGGUUCUUUUGAAAGAGACAAACAUAUCUGAAGCCAUGGGAAUGUAUGACAGACUGGUCGGUACUAAAGUUAUGCCUGAUUGUUACACCCAUAAUGCGGUCCUAAAGGGAUUUGCAAAGGGAGGAAAAGUUGAGGAGGCGCUAAGUUUCCUCAAUCACAUGACACAGAAAAGUGGCUUCUUGCCAAAUGCUGUAACUUUCAAUAUUUUGCUAAGUGAAUCCAGUAAGGCUGGAAAUUUAGGUAAGGUUGAAGAGAUAUUGGAGCAAAUGAUAGAGAAUGGUUGUGCACCUGAUAAUGUCACACUUGACUUGCUAGUUAGAUCAUUUUGUAAUGCUGGGAAAGAGGAUACUGCACAAGACGUCUUCAAGGAAAUUGUUAGUAAUGCUGUUACUCCAGAUAUGACCACUUUCAAUUUUUUAAUCCGUCACAUGUGCAAGAUCAAGAAGAUUGACAAAGCAUACGAAUUCAUUGAGGCAACGAAAUGUUCAAACUGCAAACCUGAUCUUGUUACUUAUAGUAUAAUGAUUGAUGCACUUUGUGAUGGAAAGAAUAUGAAAGAAGCAAGACAGAUGUUAGGUUCGAUGAGGGAAGCUGGUUGUAAGCCUGAUUGCUAUCUAUACAAUACAAUGAUGAAGGGCUACUGUAAAAUCAACAAGGCUAAUGAAGCCUCUGCAAUUUUUGAGACAAUGAAGGAAGAUGGGUGUGCCCCUGAUGUAGUAACAUAUAACACACUCAUAUUUGGCUUCUCGAAGGUUGGGAAUAUCAAUGAAGCCAAUAAGUUUAAGAAGCUUAUGAUUCAUGCAGGGCAUUCUCCAGAUGUCAUUACUUACACUUCCCUUAUGAAUGGCCUUUGUAGAAAAGGCAAUGCUCUACAAGCCUUAGCGCUCUUAGAGGAAAUGGAACAGAAUGGCUGUCAGCCUGAUGGCUGUACAUACAACUCUCUAUUGUUUGGCCUCUGCAAGUCUCGGCACUUGCCUCAGGCUUUGGAGCUUUUUGAGUUAUUGAAAUCAAAGGCAGUACGUUUUGAGAGAAGCAGCUAUCUCACCUUUGUUAGGGCACUUUGUAGAGCAGAACAGGUGGAUAAAGCACAUGAGGUUUUAGAUUACACGAUAAAAACAAAAUCCUUGCCAAAUGAUGAAGCAAAACGUGCCUUGGAAAAUGCACUAGAAUUAUCUAAGAAACCUCGUGUAAAGUAAUUUUCCGGUUAACCUUUCUGGAUGAGCAUUAUUAGACUUAUGUUUUGCUCUCUUGUUCACUAUUAGUAUGAAGUCAAAAAAAUUUUCAACUGA